Messenger RNA from Colletes gigas, 1453 nucleotides. RefSeq names its product guided entry of tail-anchored proteins factor 1-like. Lineage: Eukaryota; Metazoa; Arthropoda; Insecta; Hymenoptera; Colletidae. Gene Ontology annotation, biological process: tail-anchored membrane protein insertion into ER membrane. The transcript has 4 exons. The coding region runs from base 142 to 642 and encodes 166 amino acids. The record is from RefSeq and is a predicted model, not a curated record.
GUAUCGCCUCUGGUUGUUACACUUGUCACUCUGUUUGUAAACUUCAAAAAAUUUGUUGCGUUAAUUUGAAAGAAUGUUUGUCGAGUAACGUUACAUUUAAAAAAUUGUGAAACGUGAACGUUAUUUUAUCGAAAACCUGAAAUGAAUUUAUUUAUAGUAUCGACUAUAAGUUGUCUUUUAGAAUAUAUUGUUCCAAUUUUAAUAAAAUAUAUUACAUCACGUGUAUAUACAGAAUCGAAACAUGUUGCGGAAUUACGAGACGAAGUGGUUAACCUAAAGCAAGAAAUGAGUGGGAUAAUCCUAAAUGAAGAAUUUUCAAAAUAUGCUAAACUUCAACGUAAAUGUAAUAAAUUAAUUUGCAUUUUCAAAGAAACAGUAAACGAGCGAUUGUCCUCCAGAGGGAAGAUACAACAAUUUGCAAUAUAUGGUUUUCAUAUAGUAAAUGCUUUAUUUAUGUUGAUUUUGUUUUACCUUUACAAAAAUAAACCAGUAAUAAUCUUUCCAAAAGGUAUGUUAUGGCCUGUACAAAAUUUCUUAAGUUGGCCAGGUUAUCAUGAAGAUUCAAUUUCUUUAAUUAUGUGGGUUGUAAUAUCUAGAGUAGUUGUAUCUUCGUUUAAAAAAAUUGAUAUAAAAGAAUUUUAAUAACUAAAACUAAAAUGUAUAAAAACAACAAAGUAAAAUUUCUUUAAAAGGUUUCCAGAGUAUGAAAAUUCGAUGCAAGUUGGUUUCCAACUAUUAUUGGAUGAAUAAAAACAAUUUAAAAAAUGUACAUUAAAUUAUUUUUCCUCUGGGAAAAAUUUUAAUGGGAGAUCCUAGAGACAUCUUGUAAUACCUCAUUAUUUUAUAUAAUUUUUUAUAAGGAUAACAAUAAAUUUGAGGGGAUAUAAUAGCAAAAAAGUGACUGUAUUUAGUAAAAGCUUGAGUAAAGUACAUAAUACAUAAUAGUGAAAUAUAUAUCUGCAUAUAAUUAUUGAUAAGUAAUAAUAAUAAUUUUGUUUUAACAAAAUCUUUUUAUAUAUGACAAUUGAUACAUCUAUAUUUUUCUAUAUAAUGUAGCAAACAAUGUUUUAUCCACACGUAGAGUAUUCAUAAAACAUCUAUUUUAUAAAGCUGGAAAGAAAUUGAUAAUUUUGUUUGUUAAUUUAAUUAGUUUAGAUAAAUAUUCACCUUACCCUUUAAUUUAGCUUUUCAGUUACAUCAUUUUGCCUUUUCGUUAAUGGCUUUAUAAUUUUAUAUUGCGACACGUAUGAUACCCAAAUAUUACAUGUAUAAAUUGUAUUAUAGGAAGUUCUAUGAUACAAAAAAUAAAUUAAUAUUGUUUAAAAUGAAAAAACUGACCUGUUGGAUAUUGAACAAAUGUUGUCGAUAACAUAGUUUUAACGAGAAAUUGGAAAAUGUUAUGAUUUUAAUAAUUUAAAGCACUAAUUUUGAAUAAUAAUGUUCAAAUUAUUAU